Messenger RNA from Drosophila rhopaloa, 1120 nucleotides. Its product is annotated as protein-lysine N-methyltransferase CG9154. The record is from RefSeq and is a predicted model, not a curated record. NCBI's taxonomy places the organism in Eukaryota, Metazoa, Arthropoda, Insecta, Diptera, Drosophilidae. Gene Ontology annotation, biological process: methylation. Gene Ontology annotation, molecular function: protein-lysine N-methyltransferase activity; nucleic acid binding. The transcript is spliced from 4 exons. Bases 394 to 1095 code for a protein of 233 amino acids.
AGGUUUGACAGGGCUUGCAAAAUAGUUUAUAACUUUACAAAUUUCGUAAUCUUUUUAAGAGACUAUUUUAAAAACAUAAGCAUAUGUAAGUGUAUAACAGUGGAGGAUACUAGUUUAUUAAGAAUUUCAUAUUUAAGUAGAUAAUUUUCUGAUUAAACACAAAUCGGAUACAUAAGAACGGAAUGGAUCUGUUUUACUUCUUGGCGUCAAUAAGGAUCAAAUGGCACCAGAGCAAUAAAAUAUUAGCUUAAGGAUCACCAUAACUUAACAAAAAUUUGCUUUCGAAACAAAUAAGCUGGCUGUAAAUUUAUUUUGGGGACGUUCACGCCGCCCAGAACAACUGAUAGGAAUCCCCCUACUAUACUGCUGUUGGUAUCGCGAAUGUUUUGACACAUGCAUAUGUACGCAGGCUUGUUGAUCAUGAUGGACGAUGACGUUUCGCUGCCCGCCGACACGUUGGCUAUCCUUAACGAAUUCCUGUUGGAGCGUUCCAAGCGCGAAGCUGAGGAGGAAAAUCAAAUUUCCAAUAAAACCGGCAAGGAUGGUCAUUUCGAGGAAGAUUGGCAACUCAGUCAGUUUUGGUACAAUACGAAAACUAAACUUACUUUACGGGAUGUUGUGGGCAAGCUGCUGGCGGAGCGAAAAGCGGAUUCGGGGGACUUUCACAUAGCACUCCUCUCCUGCCCAUCGCUUUACAAGGACAUUAAAAAUAUCCAUGACAAGGUCCACAUCUUCGAGUACGAUCAGCGAUUUGGAGCGUACGGCACGGACUUUGUGCACUACGACCUAAACUGCAUAGGCAGCAAUCCAGACUACCUUAAAGCACACCACCACCAGUAUGACCUCAUCGUGGCUGAUCCGCCCUUCCUAUCCCAGGAGUGCAUCGCCAAUACAUGUGAAAUAAUCACCAGGCUGCAGAACGACCCCACGCAGUGCAAGCUGAUCCUGUGUUCUGGGAAAGUGGUUGAACCCUGGCUAACAGCGCGCCUGCCCGUGCUUAAGUGCAAGUUCCAGCCGGAACAUGAACGCAAUCUGGGCAACGAGUUUGUCAGCUACGCUAACUUCAAUUUAGAUAAAUAUAUUGAAAAUAAAUAAGCAAUUCCGUUGAGGGAUGAAUGCC